Molecule: messenger RNA, 845 nt
Organism: Lingula anatina
Lineage: Eukaryota; Metazoa; Brachiopoda; Lingulata; Lingulida; Lingulidae
Source: RefSeq, a predicted model, not a curated record
CGCGUCACGUGCAAUAAAAACAAUUGUGAACUUAGACCUUAUAACUUCACAACGGCGGGGGAGCAAAGGAGUAAUAACAACAGCAGCUUAGUGUAUUGUAUUUCAUGUAAAACUAUGGGUAUUUUGCCUGUGAUAUGUGUACUGAGUCUCAUAACGCAUACUCAAGCUGUGGAUCCAAUACAAAUAUGUGGUGCUGAUGGAUACGAUAUUACGAAUUUAACCAGUGCUGACUACUGGGAGUUCUCUACAAGUCAAAAGUGUCUUCAUUUGGGCAACACCACCACUUCAAACUGUACGUUUUUCAUGGCGUUUUGUAAGCCUUUGCAAACAGGAGGAGCCAAUUGUACCAACGCAGGCAUCUGCCAGAUGGAUGAUGACAACACAGAAAAUGUUUAUAGAAUAGGUGGAUACCGGCAAAACCCUUUCGUGGAACAAGUAACGAAUGGCUUUUACGCUGGAUUUCCGAACGGACAACCCUUCACAACUUCUUUUGGAAAACCGUGCAAUCUUUCCAUUUUAAUUGAGUUUAAAUGCAACAAGAAUGUACUGUGGAGGGCAAAUAUUGAUACUUCUACUGUAAAUCCCUCUGAGGCUCCGAAUCCAACGAAGUUAGUGUACCACCCAACUUCUUGUGCUUAUCAGCUAACUUUUGACUAUGCGGGUGCAUGUCAGAAAAUUAGUCCAGCAACAACAGUAACUUCUUUAAGUGGAUCAAGGACGUAUAUUGAAUAUACGUCCUUGAGUGGAUGUACAGUGCUAAUCAUCAUAUUUUUGUCUCAUUGUUUCUUUACAUCCUUUUCGGCAGUCUAGCGAACGCGUGUGUGUUUGAGCAGACAAGGGUUCAG